AUGAAGCUCGUGCGGUUUUUGCAGAAACUCUCCAACGAAAGCGUGACGAUAGAGCUCAAGAACGGCACCACGGCGCACGGGACGAUCAUGGGCGUGGACGUGAGCAUGAACACGCACCUGAAGCAGGUGAAGCUCACGCUCAAGGGUAAAAACCCGACGGCGGUCGAACACCUGAGCGUUCGAGGGAACACGAUUCGGUAUUACAUCCUUCCGGACUCUUUGAAUCUGGACACUUUGUUAGUAGACGACACGCCCAAGCAAGGGAAACCGCGCGCGAAGGCGGCGGCGAGCGCCGGUCGAGGGCGCGGUCGCGGUCGAGGGCGCGGGCGCGCGCGGCCGACGUAG
This is a messenger RNA of Ostreococcus lucimarinus CCE9901, 345 nucleotides long. RefSeq lists its product with no specific name. The record is from RefSeq and is a predicted model, not a curated record. Gene Ontology annotation, biological process: RNA processing; spliceosomal snRNP assembly. Gene Ontology annotation, cellular component: U4 snRNP; U12-type spliceosomal complex; U2 snRNP. Gene Ontology annotation, molecular function: RNA binding. The coding region runs from base 1 to 345 and encodes 114 amino acids. Lineage: Eukaryota; Viridiplantae; Chlorophyta; Mamiellophyceae; Mamiellales; Bathycoccaceae. The transcript has 2 exons.